AUGUUCAAACUGUGUUCAUACAAGACUGUGUCAGAAGCAGGAUCUGAAGUGGAGCUUCUAGUAUUCCCAGGAGCGCUAAGUGAACAAGGAUGGUACAUGCGGGAUCCGCUUGUGUCCAUUGAUCUCUCAGAGCAGCUGAGGAUCAUAGAGGUUCUUCUUGAAGGGCUCAAGGUAUAUGGCUGUGUGUAUCACAUCAAUCAUAGGAACCCCUUCAACAUGGAGGUGCUGGUGGACUCCUGGCCCGAAUAUCAGAUAGUUAUUAUCCAACCACCAAAACAGGAUAUGACUGACAACAUGGAUUCAUACACAAAUGUGUAUCAUAUAUUCUCCAAAGCUCCUCAGAAAUCACAAGAAGUUUUGAAAAAUUGUGAAAUCAUAAACUGGGAACAGAUACUCCCUUGGAGGAGUCUUCAAGAAAGUUUAGGUGAGGGGAUAAGAGCAGCUGCAUUUUCAAAGUCAGUGAAGGUAGAGCAUGCAAGAGCAUUCCUCUGUAUUAUGGAAGAUAUCCUGAAGCUCAAUGCCUGCAAUAAAAGCAAGCUUGGAAGUAGGGAUGAGAUAGGCCACCCAGAUGAUGAAUUUGAGAGUGAAACUCCCAACUUUAAAUAUGCCAAGCUGGGUGUCUCUUAUUCUGGGCUGGUAAAUGACAACUGGAGGCGAGGGAAGAAUGAGAGGAGCCUUCCUUACAUCAAGCGCUGCAUAGGAGCCAUGCCAGCAGCCUGUAUCCUGGGUCCACAGGGGGCCCUGGUCUCAUGGAUAACCAUGGACCCUUCUUGUGAAGUAGGAAUGGCCUACAGCAUGAAAAAAUACUGAAGGAGAGGCAACGUAACAUAGGUGAACAUGAGAUUCACGAAAUAUCUGCGUCAUAAGAAUAUUCCAUUUUACCUCUCUGUGCUGGAGGUAAAUAAAGGCACCCACACAUUUCUGGUGAAGGUCGGUUCCUUUGUGGCCACCUGUGAGUGGCACCAAUGGACCUGCUACCCACAGAAUCUAGUUCCAUUUUAG
Molecule: messenger RNA, 1002 nt
Organism: Gorilla gorilla gorilla (western lowland gorilla)
Lineage: Eukaryota; Metazoa; Chordata; Mammalia; Primates; Hominidae
Product: glycine N-acyltransferase-like protein 1
Exons: 8
Biological process (GO): L-glutamine metabolic process
Cellular component (GO): mitochondrion
Molecular function (GO): L-glutamine N-acyltransferase activity; glycine N-acyltransferase activity
Source: RefSeq, a predicted model, not a curated record